AUGGGUAAAUGUUGUGUGGAAGGCUGCCAAGAUACACUGGAAGACAUCGUUUACUUUGAAUUCCCUGCCAGUCGUAGUCUUCGUCGCAAAUGGCUGGAUGUGAUAAACAUAGGUAACAAAGUGCCGACAGGGACCGUGGUCUGCAGUCAGCACUUCCACCGCGAGGAGUAUGAGAUCGUGAGGGGGAAGGUGCGGCUCAAGAGGAAGGUGGUACCCACACUUCUGUUGCAGAAGAAAUCUCCAGAACCACAACCUACAGAAAAAAUAUGUGACGACAAAAAUGACAACUCAAAGUUGCCAGAAGAAAAAAUAGUAGAAAAUCAAGAUCCACCUCAACCAGAUUCUACCACGGAUAAUAUGGUUGAAGAUGGGGAUACAGAAAGUGGAGAAACGUUCAAAGACUUAAAAAAUGGGUCGAAACAAGAGAGUGGAGAACCGAUAGAGAUACCUAAAGUCGUUAACAGGAAUGGGGCAAUAUCUUUAAGAAAUUCUAUUGAUAGAUCUUCUCCCCAACCAGACUCAAUACACCCACCCGACUUUGAAGAGAUGAUCACAAAUUAUCAGAUCAAGAACAGCAAACCGCACAGUCUCCUGCCACAAGAUAUAGAGAUAGAAGUGCCUGCGAGCAGGAGAGACGACGCCAUUGUGGUGGACGACAGGGGAGACGCCCCCCCCGUGUUCAUCGAGAUUGCUGUUGACAAAGACACUAACGCGCCUGCCGCUGGCAACGAGGACUGUCUGAUGGUGCUGGAGAGCGUGCAGGUGGACGUGGACCCCAGCAGCCUCAUGCUGCCCGAGCGGGAUUUCGAAGACGAGCCCAACAGGCUGUUUGAACAGGAAAUCAAACCGCCUGAUAAAAGAGACGAUCCAAUAAGCCUCCUGACAUCCAGCGACGAGGAAGACGUCAUAAUCCAAGAACCUCACAUCGACACUGUCGAAGUAUCGGACGAAACGGACGAGGACGACGUGCCCCUGGUCAAAUUAGUGAAAAAAGAACCAUCCAGAAAGAAACAGAAGAAGAAAAAGAAAUCAACCAUAGAAGGGUUAGACAAUAUAGUUUGGAAUGGAGAGUACGAGUUCUAUUGUAUGCAAUGCCAUUUCACCACAUCAGACAACUUAGAAUACCAUCAACAUUUGCAGGAACAUGAAACAGCCCUGCAGAUCUGUUCGGUGUGCAGCUACACUACGGCCAGCAAGAGUCAGUUCAAGAGACACCUCCGGAAGCAUAAAGACGAGAAGAAGUACAGGUGCCAUUUGUGUGAAUACCGUGCAAGACAUAACAUGUCCUUAAUAUACCACGUGCAGUCCCAUGAAGCUGAUAAACAUUAUGUUCAGAAUGUGAAACAAGGGUUUAAGUGUAUGAAAUGUGGGUGUUUCCACUCGGCUCUUAAAGCUGUGGUGCUCAAACAUGUGAGGUCCUGUGGUAGUAACGUUAAGAGGUACUCUUGUGAUAAGUGUGAUUAUGUGACUAAGAGGAAUUCGGAUCUGAAGAGACAUUGGCUCAGAAGACAUCAGGAUACUGUUGUUGAAAUUGAUUCGGAGAGCAGUUAUAAUCCGGAUUAG
This is a messenger RNA of Arctia plantaginis, 1563 nucleotides long. The record is from the annotation of a GenBank genome assembly. NCBI's taxonomy places the organism in Eukaryota, Metazoa, Arthropoda, Insecta, Lepidoptera, Erebidae.